This is a messenger RNA of Didymodactylos carnosus, 706 nucleotides long. NCBI's taxonomy places the organism in Eukaryota, Metazoa, Rotifera, Eurotatoria, Philodinida, Philodinidae. The record is from the annotation of a GenBank genome assembly.
AUGUCUAUUAAUACAAGUGCUAUAUAUUUUCUUGAUUCCAACAAAGGUUAUCGACAAUUGAUUCGGGAUGAUUUUAUUUACAAAUGUAAUAAACAAACGACUUCGAAAAUAUGUUGGAUCUGUAAAACCAAGAAUUGUAAAGCUAAGGUUCAUACUGAUCCAAAUGAUAAUUUUUUGAGCUCGAGUGGUGACCAUAAUCGUCUACUUGAACCAGAAGAUUUUGAAGUCCAAUGCUUUCGAAAAAUUCUCAAGGAUCGCGUUAUAAAUGAAACAGCACCAAUAUCGAAACUAUACGCUGAAGAAAUUGCUAAAACUCAAUUCUCAUCAGAAACGCUUGCAAGAUUAAAUCAAGCACGACGACAAUUAACAUCAGUUCUUCCUGCUUCUGCUUCAUUUGAUAUUCCUGAUUGUUAUCAAAUCACAGCUACUGGUGAAAUAUUUUUGAUUUCCUACACAUUGGUUUGUCGUAAAAUUGAUGUUAAGAGAGACUUUCUGACAGCAUCGAGGAUUUUCCUGAUAGGUCAUAACAUGAUGAAAUUUUUUUUUGUUUGAAGCUUACACCAUUCGAUUCGCCGUGAGAAACUGUGGUUAUGAAAAAAAUUUUAGACGCCAAAACCUUUUCCACGCUGAGAUAUUCCAUUUUUACUGCAAACAGGUGGAAAAAAACCCGUAAAAAUGCAGUUUUUAGUAUUCUGCAAACCAUGAC